This is a messenger RNA of Anopheles aquasalis, 1887 nucleotides long. RefSeq lists its product as uncharacterized. Lineage: Eukaryota; Metazoa; Arthropoda; Insecta; Diptera; Culicidae. Gene Ontology annotation, molecular function: 2-oxoglutarate-dependent dioxygenase activity. The record is from RefSeq and is a predicted model, not a curated record.
UCGGAGCGUUAUCGAGUGAAAACAAUCGCGCAAAAGAAUCCUGGGAUGGUCCGGUUGGCCGGAAGUGGGUUUAUCGAACCAACAGCUACCGCUCGUGUAUUUCGCUAAGGCACAGAUUAUCCCGUGUGGUGGAAAAGAUUCGCUUGAAAAGACCGCGCCACGAAACGUAAACAUGGUUCCGCGUUCGCGUUCCUAGAUUGUUUACCGGAUGUUCUUCCAGCUCCAGUCCGUUCAAAACACAGUAAACUCCUUCUUCCGACCCUAGUUCCAGUGUGGUUCCCCAAUCUACCGACGCGGCCAGCAAAGGGCACACCCGCGCAUCAUGGAUCGGGUGAAGCUGUGCGACCAGAUUCUGCUGCAGAAACUGCACCUGCUGACGAACGAGGUGCUGCGGACGAACCGGGGGAUCACCGAGCGGGACAUGGAGGAAGCCUUUAAACAGUCCAUCGGUUACCGGCCGCCCCGUUUCUUCCCUCCGAACGAUGGUACGCUGGCGAUCAUGUACAGUGCGCUGUUCGUGGUGGCGCUCUUCAUCGUGACACCGUUCCUGGCAGGAUUCCUCGAGCUGGGCCUCGGUAUACGCUGCAUACUGCCAAACAAUUACCUGAUCUGGGAAGCCGUCCGGCCCGUCUCGAACUGUGACUACUGCCGGGGAAUAGAUCGGCCAAUCAUUCUGCCGAAUUUGACACGCGACGAGUUCCAACCGUACGCCUACUCCUCCCGACCGAUCAUCAUCAAGCGGGCGGUCUCGCACUGGCCGGCCGUCCGGCUGCUGAACUAUACCUUCCUGAAGGACCUCUACCUGAGGCACCCGGCCGCGCUCGAUAGCCUGCACGAGGACUGUCAGUUUUUGCACUUUAAGUCUAACUUCCAGACGCUCCGGGAUGUGUUCCGGAUGUCGGACGAGCGGGCCGAGUUUCGGGCUGGACAGCAACCGUGGUACGUUGGGUGGAGCAACUGCAAUCCGAGUGUGCUCGCUGAACUGCGGAAGCUAUACCCGAAGCCCCAUUUCCUGCCGGAUGAUGCCGAAAUGCCCAACACGGACUUUGUGUUCCUUGGUUACGAGCAGGGUGCUGUGAUGCAUAUCGAUUACAUACCGCGGCUCAUGUGGCAGGCCCAGUUGCGAGGCAACAAGAGCUGGAUCCUUGCGCCAACACCCGAGUGUGACGCAGAUUGCCGUAGUUUCAGCUUCUAUGUCGAACCCGGCGAUAUUCUGCUGGUUGAUACGCGCCUCUGGUAUCAUGGUACUUUCAUCCACUCCAAGGGCGAGUUCUCGCUCACCAUACAGUCGGAGUAUGGUUAGUGUGCUGAUACCUCCGGUGCGUGGGCUAACUAAGCAAUAUUCGUUCGUUCGUUCGUUCAUUCGUUCGUCCCUUGGCCAGUGAAAUCCAGCGAACUUCCCAAAGUUUGUGUGUAAAAAGGUGUAUCUAUCGCGUAUGUGUGUUUUUGGAGUGUGCGAGUGCAUGCCUUAGUUCAUAACUUAUUCCGUUGUUUUGUUGUUUUAGUUUACUUAUUCACACACUCUGUGAGGCUGGUCUUUUUUACACUUCUCUAUCGUGCAAAUUUGAUAUUCGUUUUAACUAGUGCCAUUUUCUUUAUAAAACUUUAUUUAUUGUGAACAUAACAUGUAACACCAAACCCCGAACCGCGGGCACAGUGUAUCGUGCAACACGGUCGCUGUGUUCUCCACUUUCGUUUCCUCCACUGGAGCGACGGUCGCGCUUUUGUACUGAUUUUUUUUGUGUGCCGUUUGAUUCUCAUGCGAAACCGUAACCGCUACCGCGCAAAAACACGUUUUCAUAGUUUUCUUAAAUCAUUAGUAUUCGCCAGUUUUGGAUCUUUCCGUAUAUUUUUUGGUUUACUCGUUCAGGGCUUGCCCAGUUGCUG